Molecule: messenger RNA, 915 nt
Organism: Periophthalmus magnuspinnatus
Lineage: Eukaryota; Metazoa; Chordata; Actinopteri; Gobiiformes; Gobiidae
Gene: gsg1l2b
Product: gsg1-like 2b
Exons: 5
Coding region: 1-915 (304 amino acids)
Cellular component (GO): plasma membrane
Source: RefSeq, a predicted model, not a curated record
AUGGGGAUUGACCGGCGGCGGAGAGCGUCCCUGGCUCUCACACUGAACUUUGUGGCUCUGUUCUUGGCCGUGUCCGCGCUGACCACGAGCUACUGGUGCGAGGGGACGCGGAAGGUGGUCAAACCGUUCUGUACCGGGCCCGUGACCACGAGGCAAGCGUUCUGUAUCCGCUUUAACAGCUCCAACAUCAACGACUCGCGCCUCGUGCAGUACAUCUGGGAGACCGGGGAGGACAAGUACGUGAUGAGGAAGUUCCACACCGGCAUCUGGUUCUCCUGCGAGCAGAACAUCAACAUGACCGGUGAGAACUGCAGGAACUUCAUAUACGUGGCCCCGGCGAACGAGCGAGGGGUGCUGUGGCUGUGCAUCGUGGCCGAGUGCCUGUACAUCCUCCUCCUGGCCACCGGGGGCAUUCUCAUGUCCAUGGAGGUGUGUCAGAUCGGGAACGUGAUCGACGGGCUCAAGCUCAACGCCUUCGCCGCCAUCUUCACCGUGCUCUCCGGUCUGCUGGGCAUGGUGGCCCACAUGAUGUUCACCACGGCCUUCCAGCUCACAGUGAGUCUGGGCCCAGAGGACUGGAAACCUCAGACCUGGGACUACAGCUGGUCCUACAUACUAGCGUGGAGCUCAUUCACCGCCUGCAUGGCCUCCUCCGUCACCACCAUCAACCGCUACACCAAGACCAUCCUGGAGUUCAAGCACAAGCGCAGGAACAUUGAGAAGAACCUGAAGAUCAAGCAGAAGCUUCUGGAGCUGGACUCUCCUCAGCAGAUGUGGGACAUGUACCUGAGCUCUGUCCCCAGCACAGCCGAGGAGCUGCUCGACCUGUCCUCCACCAGCCGCAGGCUCUCCAACACCUCCAUGUUCUUGGACCUGAGCGACUUGCCUGAGGGCUGCUCAGAGGGCUACUGCUGA